Molecule: messenger RNA, 1629 nt
Organism: Penicillium brevicompactum
Lineage: Eukaryota; Fungi; Ascomycota; Eurotiomycetes; Eurotiales; Aspergillaceae
Exons: 3
Coding region: 1-1629 (542 amino acids)
Biological process (GO): transmembrane transport
Cellular component (GO): membrane
Molecular function (GO): transmembrane transporter activity
Source: RefSeq, a predicted model, not a curated record
AUGGAUAAAUCCCACAAGCCCAACGCAGAUGCCAGCCUAGAAGCCCUCGGCUAUACCGCGGAACUCUCACGAAAUCGAUCAACAUGGCAGGUCAUAUUCAUGUGCUUUAUCCUCGCCUCCGUGCCCUACGGUCUCUCAACAACAAUGAGUUACGCCGUAACGGGUGGCGGCUCAGUCUGCAUGAUCUGGGGCUGGAUCCUGGUCUCGCUGAUCAUGCUGUGCGUCUGUAGCUCUCUAGCAGAGAUAACUUCCGUCUACCCCACUGCUGGCGGUGUCUACUAUCAAACUUUCGUUCUGUCGCCUCAUUGGUGUCGUCGCGUCACGGCUUGGAUCUGUGGCUGGUCUUACGUCGCUGGUAAUAUCACGAUCACUCUCGCUGUAAAUUUUGCGACCGCCCUCUUCCUCGUGGAGAGUUUGAAUGUCUUCGAAAAUAACGGCGUGGGUAUUGCUGAAAAUUUCCAGGCUUAUCAGACCUUUUUGAUCUUUAUUGCUAUUACCCUUCUCACUCAUGCUGUUCCAGCUUAUGCCAAUAAGUGGCUUACUUAUAUCGAGACUUUUGCAAUCUUUUGGACUCUCGUCGGUGUCACUUCUCUGCUCAUUACCAUUCUCGCUGUUGCUCGCCACGGUCGUCGUUCUGCUGAUUGGGUCUUCACCUCUUUCGAGCCCCAGUCUGGCUGGCCCGAUGGAUGGUCCUUCUGCAUUGGUCUUCUCCAGGCUGCCUACGGUCUCUCCGCUAGUGGCAUGGUGACAUCAAUGUGCGAGGAAGUUGAAAAGCCCGCAAUCCAAGUUCCCCGAGCCAUCAUCGGUGGAAUCCUGAUGAACAUGCUUGCCGGCCUCUGCUUCCUGAUCCCCAUUUGCUUCGUGCUGCCCGACAUCGCCGCACUGGCCGCUAUCCCAUCCGGCCAGCCCGUCCCCACCAUCAUCAAGGACGCCGUCGGCAGCUCAGCAGGCGCUUUCUGCCUCUUAAUCCCUCUCCUGGUCCUCGGACUGACCUGUGGAAUCUGCUGCGUCACUGCGACUUCCCGGUGCACCUGGGCCUUUGCUCGUGAUGGUGCAAUCCCCGGUUCCGGCUGGUGGAAAAAGGUCGAUGACCGCUGGGGCAUCCCUCUCAACGCCAUGGCUCUCGGCAUGGUUGUUGAAAUUGUUCUUGGAUGCAUCUACUUCGGUUCAAGCACUGCUUUCAGUGCAUUCUCUGGAGUUGGUGUUAUUUUCUUGACUCUCAGUUACGCUUGCCCUGUUGCUGUUUCCUUGUUCUUGAAUGGUCGCAAGGAGGUCAAGCAGGGUAACUUUGAUCUUGGAGCUCUGGGCUGGUUCUGUAACAUCGUCUGUAUCUGUGAGUUUUUCCCAUUCCUCCCGGUUCCUCAUUUAAUAUCAUAUACUGACAUGUUCAUAGGUUGGUCUCUUCUUGCCCUUCCGCUCUUCUGCUUCCCCACCACUGCGGCUGUCAGUCUGGAAACUAUGAACUAUGCCUGUGUGGUGUUCGCUGGUUUCUUGAUUAUCUCUGCUGUUUGGUAUGGAGUUUGGGGACGCAAGAACUACAUUGGUCCUGCGCUUGAGAGCUUAGAUGGUCGGAAUGGGUCUUUGAGCCAUAAUGACAGUGGGGAUGAAGUAGGACCGAAUAAAUGUUAA